AUGGCGUCCAAUGAUCCUGGAAUCGUGUCGGCUCUCUCGGAAGAUCCAAUCAAAGGCGCCGUCACUGGCAGUAACAGUGGCUCAUUAGAAGAGGUCGACAAACCCAUUGCUCCCGAUCAAUUUGACGAGAGAUAUGAGACUUCCAAGUGGGAGGUCUGGAGCUAUUAUGCCUACUACAUUGGAAAUAAUGGCCUAACGCUUUUCAACUUUGGCCCUACUGCCGCGCAAAACUUGGUCUAUCAACACGCCGAAGCGAUUGGAGGUCCAGGGAAUACCAUAGUACGCUUCGCUGGAGCCAACCGGACGAUAAACAGUGUCAUUCUGCUUUGUAACGGCAUCAGCUUCGCGAUCCAAUGUGCCAUCUUCCUGGUCUUGGGAUCUUUUGCCGAUUUCGGAACCUUUCGUCCAAACAUUCUCAUCGUUCUGUCUCUGAUCGCUUGGGGAAUUGGAUUCGGCUGGCUGGGAGUUCACACCGUCGAUGACUGGCAGAUCGGACUGGGAUUGUACAUGGUCGGGCUCAUUGCAUACCAACUAUGCUUAACUUAUUGGACCGCGGCAUUUCCAGGACUCGCACGAAAUACGAGAGUGAUGAGAGACAAGGCACGGGAAUUCGAAUCUGGAGACAUUUCUCGCGAGGAGUAUGAUCAUGUCGAUAGUAUGAAGCGGAACGAGCUAAGCAACACGGCAUUUUAUGUGCAGAGUGUUGGCGAGCUCUUCAUUCUGGCAGUCAUUGUCGGUAUCAUGUUUAGCUUGCAUGUGAACGCCAGUACCGCAAAUAACAACUACGGAUUGAGCGUUCUCAUAGCCUUCGCUUCGGGAGUAUGGCUCUUGCUGGCUAUUCCAUGGUUUGUAAUGGAGAAGAGGCGGCCGGGUCAAGACCCCGGUAUGAACAUUGUGCUUGCUGGAUUCUGGCAGUUGCGGAGGGCUGUUGCAGAGAUCUGGCAGUUGAGACAGAGUCUCUUCUAUCUCAUUGGUAACGUCUUGCAAUACCCUGUCCAGAAGCGUUUGCUAACUGCGUGUUUAGGAUACUUCCUACUCGGAGACUCUCUGAACACGACGGUGACGGUCAUCGGAACGCUACAGAACGAGAUUGUGGCUUACAACACGCUCCAACUGACCUAUCUCCUCAUCGUCGGUAUUGCGGCUCAAGCCGCAGGCAUCUGGAUCUUCUGGAACGUCCAGAAGCGCUAUGAUCUCUCCACAAAGACAAUGUUCAACGCCGUCGCCGUGGGAAUCAUUCUGCUGGACGGCUGGGGCAUGAUUGGGAUUUGGACCCAGAGCUUUGGAUUCCAUAAUACAUGGGAGGUCUGGGUGUAUCAGGCGUUUUACGGACUCUUCGUCUGUCCGUGGUACAGUUACUCACAGACUAUGAUCAGUGAAGUAACACCGCGUGGAAAAGAAUUCCUAUUCUUCAGCUUAUUUUCCAUCAUUGGCAAGACCAGCUCAUUCAUCGGCCCAUUCAUCUCUUCCGCAAUCAUCGACGAUACAGGGAACAAUUCCUCGCCAUUCUACUUCUUGUUCGCCCUGAGUUUGGCGAGUUUUCUCUUCUUGUUAUUCUUCGUGGAUGUCAAGAAGAGCCGCAUUGAACAGGCUGAGUUCCUUGAGAGGGAGAGGAUAGCAAAGGAGAAACUUAAGGGUGCGGAUAGUGUAUCGACACUACUUUGA
Molecule: messenger RNA, 1665 nt
Organism: Ramularia collo-cygni
Lineage: Eukaryota; Fungi; Ascomycota; Dothideomycetes; Mycosphaerellales; Mycosphaerellaceae
Product: probable autophagy protein (Atg22)
Exons: 5
Coding region: 1-1665 (554 amino acids)
Source: RefSeq, a predicted model, not a curated record